Molecule: messenger RNA, 810 nt
Organism: Lottia gigantea (owl limpet)
Lineage: Eukaryota; Metazoa; Mollusca; Gastropoda; Lottiidae
Exons: 1
Coding region: 1-810 (269 amino acids)
Cellular component (GO): membrane
Molecular function (GO): N-acetyl-beta-D-glucosaminide beta-(1,3)-galactosyltransferase activity
Source: RefSeq, a predicted model, not a curated record
AUGCCAAGAUGUGUGACAAAUUCCAAAUUUUUAGUUGUAAUUACCUCAGCUCCUACUCAUUCAGACCGUAGGUCAGCCAUUAGAAAGACUUGGUGCAAUCCUUAUGCUUCAGAACAUUCUCAAGAUUCCUGGCAGUGUGUGUUUUUGAUUGGAAGUGUUGAGGGUGACAUAAUUUCUAGAAAAGUUAAGAAAGAGAUGUCAGUUUAUCGGGAUAUUUUACUUGGCAGCUAUAUAGACUCUUACAGAAACCUCACUUAUAAAGUUCUAAAUGCAUUCUCUUGGAGUAAAACCUACUGUCCUAUUAAUUUUGUUUUAAAAACAGAUGAUGAUUGUUUUGUGAAUACAAAACUUCUUUAUCAAUUUUUGAUAACUUAUAAUGACAAGACUACAGACUUGUAUGCUGGUAAUAUAUUUAUGGAAGAUUCCAAUCGACCUGUGAUUCGUAAUGAAUUGAAUAAAUGGCAUGUAGCAGAAGACACAUAUUCUCGGGAAAGUUAUCCACCGUAUGCUAGUGGAACUGGCUAUAUUUUGUCUCAAGAUGUUGUUGGUAGAGUAGUAGAUGAAAGUGUGUAUCAUAAACCUAUACCAAUAGAAGAUGCCUAUACCGGUAUAUUGGUGAAUUCUCUAGGAAUUGAACCUGUACAAAGUGCUCGUUUUAUGACAUUUAGCUCAGGCUUAACUUUAUGUAAUUAUUUGUAUCUCUUUGUGUCUCAUAAUGUCAAGGCAAAUCAACAGUUUGAGAUGCAUAAUAAUAUGAUGAUGGCACAUUCAAAAUGUCAUAAUGAUGAAGAGGUCACCUCUUGGUUUUAG